GCAGUUAGUGAUAUGAAAAAAGUAAAAACAUCGUUGCAAAGCCAAAGUUCUCCUUUUUAUGUGGUGAAAAUCUCGUUUCUUAGUUUUGAGUUUUUGACUGUAGCUUUCUCGGUUCUUUCCUGCGAAAAACAGUUUUUGCUAUGUUGUACAUUUGUAACUUAUAAGACGGAGACGGAGACAACACAAUAUGCGGGUAUAGCGUCCUCUUAAUCUUGGUAUGAAGUAUGAAUGAAUGAUGGAACAAGUCGUAAGCUAUCUCUUUCUAAAAAUAUGAUAAUAUGAUGAUGAGCUGAUAAAUAAACGCCGGGAUCAAGCUGGACGGGAUAGAUAAGUGAUAAGAAAAAAGUAUUCUUAUCUAUCUCGACUUUAUAACCGACGUUCGACUAUUGACAAACGUAUUCCGUAAGUCCGAUAUCCGUGUUUUCUUUUUUUAAUGAUGAAAAAUAGUUUUUAUUUUCCUGCCAUUUUUAGUUUACAGAAAAUGUUUAAAAUAAUUUGACUGUUUAAUACAAAUAAAUAUAAAUAAAAAUAAUAAAUUAUGAAAUACAUUUAAAAAUAACAUAAACAAAAACAUUCUGAAACAGAAUCAUGGCAAAUCAACUUCAAGGAUUGGAUCCCAUGAAUAAAAAGAUAAUUUUAAGAAUAAACUCAGCUUAUGGAUUUGGUUUGGUCAAAGGAUCUAUUGUAAUUUAUGCAACGUUGAAGAACCAAACAUUACAAACAGCUAUAAUCCCCGUCAAUAAAAAUGAAUUGAAAUUUGCCUCAGAUAUUAUAUGGCACAUGGAUAAUGCUACAUUAAAAAAAUUAAAAAUGGAUAAUACAUCUAUAAGAGUUGAGUGCUUUCGUAUUCCAAUAGACAAAUCUAGUUCAAAUGAAAAGCUAGGUUAUCUUUUAUUAAAAGUAAAAGGUGCACAAACUAUUAAUCCAACAUCCAAUGAUCGGAUCGAACAUUUAUCAUACAAAUUAAUAGGAUCAAAAAACUGUAGUUAUGAUCUUAAUUUAUCAUUAAUAAUUGAAGACUCAAAUGAUAAAGCUAUUGGAAAAUCACCUGAAAAAAUUAAAUACUCAAAAUGCAUAAAUAAUAAGAAUAAAAAUGGUGAUACUUCUUUAAAAAAAAUAGAAGACAACAAACAUUAUGAAGAAAACAUUGAAGUCGAUUUACCAAAUCCUGAUGUAAAUAUUAUGUUAGAACAAAUAGAUAUUUCACCAGAAAAACAUGAAUACCAAAAUGAAUUAGAUUUUGAUGUUGAUGUUCAACAAAAAAACAUUGAAGAAUUAGAAGAAUGGAAAGACAAACAAAUGAUAUUGUUUAAUGAAAAGAUGAAAGCGAAAGAAGAACAACUGUUAAAAGAAUUUAACAAUAAAUGGUCAAAUGAUAGAAAACGCAUUGAAGAGGAACUUGCCUAUGCUAUGUCAAAAUGUAAAGCAUUAGCUAAGGAUUUGGACAAAAUGUCUGAUAAGUUGAAAGAAAGAGAUGCAAUUGUAACAGCUAAAGAACUAGAAUUAGCAUGUCAAAAAGAUAGCAUGGAUAAUAAAUAUAUUGGAUUAAUGUCUUCAAAUGCACAAAAAAAUGAUGAGCUAAGUAAAAAUAUUUUUGAAUUGAAAAAAAAAUUGUAUGAAUCAGAAAAAAUUAAUACUUUACUAAGAAAAGAAAAUGAAGAACUGAAGUACAAUAACAAUUGUGGUUUGCAUGUACAAGAAUUAGAGGAAAAAAUUUCUAAUUUAGAGAGUAGUCUCGAAGAAGCUAAUAGGUCAUGUAUGUUCUUCAAAGAGCGGUGGAUAGCAUCUGUGAGAAAAAUAAAUCAAAUGUAUACAAAAUUUCAUGGAACUAAGACUGAUGAUCUUUUACUUAACAAUAAACAAAAUAUUCAAAACAUAUUAACUAACCAAUUAGUAGAACGGCAACACGACGAAGAAAAAUUAAGAACACUUUUAAAUGAUAUAGGUAAAUUACGGCAUGAUAUGACCAACACUAAUUAUUUAAACUAAAAACUUGAAGUAUAUAAAUGAGUAAAUAAUUAGAUACUUAUAUCUAAAUAGAUUAGUAAAAGACACUUUGUAAAUUGUUUUUUGUGGAUAAUCUAAAUUUUAAUAAACUUGUUAUGUGUACCAUAGAGAAUAAUAUAUUAUGUAUAGUAGUAUUUCAGACUUUCAACUAACUAUUACUAAUAAAUUAUGAAUAAUAAAGAAAAUAUUUCUUUUAGCAUAGUGUUCUUGUAUUAAUAAGUUAAAUAAGAUAAAAUCCAAGUAUAAUAUGUUCAAAAUACUACCUAAACUACUUUGUUAAUAUUAAGAUAAUUUAUUUUACUAGUAUCAGGAACCUUAUUUUUAACCCGCUGUUAAUUAUGCUAUGUGAAAAAGACCGCACUUUUUUUACAUAUUGAAUAAAACAUAUACAUUUUACAUUUUAA
Acyrthosiphon pisum (pea aphid) is the source of this 2411-nucleotide messenger RNA. Its product is annotated as synaptonemal complex protein 1. Gene Ontology annotation, cellular component: centrosome. Bases 589 to 1989 code for a protein of 466 amino acids. The record is from RefSeq and is a predicted model, not a curated record. NCBI's taxonomy places the organism in Eukaryota, Metazoa, Arthropoda, Insecta, Hemiptera, Aphididae. The transcript is spliced from 10 exons. Gene Ontology annotation, biological process: positive regulation of centriole elongation; interkinetic nuclear migration.